Molecule: messenger RNA, 1190 nt
Organism: Cataglyphis hispanica
Lineage: Eukaryota; Metazoa; Arthropoda; Insecta; Hymenoptera; Formicidae
Product: tetra-peptide repeat homeobox protein 1-like
Exons: 3
Coding region: 134-706 (190 amino acids)
Source: RefSeq, a predicted model, not a curated record
GGCCCGGUUGCCCACCACCUCGCUCUCUUCUUGCCGUCUUGCCUUGAAGGUACAUCGUAUAAAAGCACGGGAAUCUUCAUCGUAGUCAUCAGUCGUAAACACGACGAAUCGUGUCCGAAACUCGUGCAGCAUCAUGAACUCCAAGUUAGUGAUUCUCUGCGUCCUGGUGGCGCUCGUCUUCGCCGAAGAAACGAAGAAGGCGGAACCCACGAAGAAGGAUAAACGAGGCCUGUAUGGAGCCCUGGGCUACGGUUACGGUCUCGAUGGACUCAGCUACGGUGGGCUCAACUCGUACUCGUCACUUCCGCUCAGCUUGAGCGCCAGCAUCCCGUCCACCAUCCUGACGAAGGAGGUCGCCGUACCUGUGCCCCAACCGGUCGCUGUACCCGUCGAGAAGCACGUUCCAGUGCCUGUUAAGGUGCCCUACGCAGUACCUGUUGACCGACCAUACCCUGUCCAUGUGCCCAAACCAUACCCAGUCGAGGUCACCAAGCACGUCCCCGUCCCGGUAGAUCGCCCCGUGCCCGUUCCCUAUAGCGUUCCCGUGAAGGUGCCGGUACCUGCUCCGUACGCCGUCAAGGUGCCGCAGCCAUACGCCGUUCCCGUCGUCAAACACGUGCCAGUCCCGGUCGCUACGCAGCCACUUCUCUACGCGAAACUGAACACUGGUCUGGGAUACUACGGUGGUUAUUCUUCCUCCUGGUAAAACGGCGAUCUUUUCGUGAAGCUUCCCCCGAGCGACGCUCUUCGUCCAUGUCGUUUAAAGGCCCGAAAAGUUGCGGAUUCUUCAGUAAACUGUGAAGUUCAAUAACGUCUUCCUCGAUGGAAAAGUAUCUUCAAAGAGAGAGAUAAGGAUAUAUUAAUGUACGUUAAUGCAUAUCUUUCUUCGUCGAGAAAAACGACACGGCACAGUGCAGCUAAAAAGUGAAUACAUACCUCUCAUUUCGAAAAUUAACAGACCAUUUCGCGGAUUUUAUGGGAUUCUUUUGGGCAUUUUUUGUGAUAAGUAAAGAGAUGGCCGAGUGUGUUACAGAGAGAAAGAGAGAAGAGCGUCCUCCGAUUUCCAACAGAAAAACGGAAAGACAUUUUCGCGAGCGAACGCGAUCGAGUGGGAUUUCAAUCAUCAGUGCGACUAUAUACUUAGGUAUACGUUUCUAUCUGUAAUUUCAUUAUGCUGGAAUAAAUUUUUU